AUGGAUUUUAUAAAGCUAUUAAAAAGUACUGAACUUCACGUAAAAGAUGACUUAUUUAACAAUAAUGGUAAACCAACUUUGGAAGAUUCAAUCAUAAAUUUUCUAGAAGGAUUAACGAAUAUAUUUGAUCAAAUAUAUUUUUUAAAAACCAUUGGUAUAUUAAAAGAACAAAGUUUUUUAUAUCGAAAGGUGUAUAAAUCUCAAGCAACGUUGAAAUUAUGGUUAAUUUCUUUAAUAUUAACUCUUAGGAAAAAUUUGUCCAAGCUUGUCAACUUAUUGAGACUUCGGUUUAGAUUAACCAAUGAAUUUAACAAGUAUAUCCAAAAGCAGCAGGAUGGUAACUUAAAUGUGCUAUUGAAUGAAAAGUUGGCAAAGCAAUUGAAAUUGAUAACGAAACAUAUAAAAAUCUUUUUGUGGGAUUUAUUGGAGACUCUAUCGUAUUUGAUUUUGGUUAUUAUAGAUUUAUUUAACCCAACAUUUUUACGUCCAGGAUUUAAGACUUUUUUUGAAAGAUUGACGACUUUUAUAAGUGUUUCAAGGUUUGCAUAUAAUGUAUUAUAUUCCUGA
This is a messenger RNA of Saccharomycodes ludwigii, 567 nucleotides long. RefSeq names its product Pex34p (gene PEX34). The coding region runs from base 1 to 567 and encodes 188 amino acids. Lineage: Eukaryota; Fungi; Ascomycota; Saccharomycetes; Saccharomycodales; Saccharomycodaceae. The transcript has a single exon. The record is from RefSeq and is a predicted model, not a curated record.